This is a messenger RNA of Hydra vulgaris (swiftwater hydra), 2462 nucleotides long. RefSeq names its product mucosa-associated lymphoid tissue lymphoma translocation protein 1. The record is from RefSeq and is a predicted model, not a curated record. NCBI's taxonomy places the organism in Eukaryota, Metazoa, Cnidaria, Hydrozoa, Anthoathecata, Hydridae. Gene Ontology annotation, molecular function: cysteine-type endopeptidase activity. Gene Ontology annotation, biological process: proteolysis.
CAAAAAACAUGAAAAAUUUAAAAAGAGACUCUAAUUGAUUUUUAAAUAAAACUGAAUAUAUAUGAUACAAAUAUUCUUUUUGAUCAAAAUUUGUCGUACUUAGUUAAAAAGUUUUUAUUAUUAAUGGAUAUAAAUAGUAUAUAAUGGAUAGUCAAAUUAAUCCAAAUACCCAAAUUAGAAAACUGCCAUACAGAAUUUUGAGAGAUAUAGCUGCCUUACUUGAUAUUCCUGGUAAUAGAGAUUGGAAGGCAUUAAUUGCUCAAAUGCCAGAUAAUAAAUACACACCUGCGCAGAUCUCAAUGUUUGAGCGUCAAAGUUUAAGAAUGGGGGGCAGCCCAUCAUAUGAACUAUUGAAAGAUUUAGGGUUUCAACUAAUGGAAGUGGCUGAGCUUGCAGCUUACCUUGAAGCUAUUGAUAACCAGGAAGCAUUACUUCUUAUAAAACCUUAUGAACAUGUGACCAUAACAAUGCAUCCUUCUUCAGAAGUGGUUCAAGUUGGUGGUUCAGUAACUUUACAUUGUCAAGCGACUGGAUUUCCGAAACCUUGUUAUCAAUGGUUUCAUUCAAACAACUGUCUAAAAGGUCAAUGCCAUUCUACUUUGAAAAUAAAUAACAUUACCAUGGCCAUGGAAGGUAAAUAUUAUUGCAAAGUAACAAACCCGGUUGGAUCUGCAUACUCUAAUAAUGCUGAUGUACAUGUUGUUCCUAUGAUUGCUAAAAUUGUUAAUGGAAUUACUGCUCCAAUUUAUUCAGAAGAUUGCAAAGAUGAAAACCAUAAUGAGCCUUUAAAAGAUGUUGCAUCCACUUAUGUUGAUUCCGGACAAUAUUACAAGUUGUCUUCUUCUACCCACGCAAAUAAUUAUCAAUGGUAUAAAAAUGGUUAUCCUAUUCCUGGAGAAUGUAAAAAAAGUCUAAUUUUUGAACCAUUUCAUGCUGGAGAUGAAGGACAUUAUUCAUGUAAAACAAAUAGUAAUGGUCAUGUGGAAUUUUCAGACAAAGAAAACUUACAUUUAGGAAUUGGCUCUUUGAGUUUCAAAAACAAACAGUUUGCUACAGCAAAACUUGCACUCGUGAUUGCCAAUCAAAACUAUAUGAGUCCAAGAAACAAAAGUGAACAACUUGUUCAUCCGAUUAAUGAUGCAAAACUUCUUACUGAGAAGUUAACAAGCAUUGGGUUCAAAGUAACCUGCUUAGUUGACCUUAUAAAAAAGGAAAUGGAGUAUGCAGUGGAUGGUUUUUGUAAGCUUUUAGAUUGUGCCCAUGGAAUGUACUCACUGUUUUAUUUCUCUGGACAUGGUUUCGAAGUAAAUGGAAAGACAUACUUGGUUCCUGUUGAUGCAUCUGCAUCAUGGACAACUGACUCAGCCAUGUCUGCAGAAAAUAUACUUUCAAGGAUCCAAUUAUGUAAAAAAACAAAACUUGAUGUCUUGUUACUUGAUGUUUGCAGAGUAUCAACAAAUAUUAAAGAAGAUUUGUCAAGUUUCGCGCCAUUUGUACCAGGUGCUCAGAGUGUAAUUGGAUAUUCCACUUGUCCUCAAUCCCAAUCAUUUGAAAGGCGGAAUGAUAAAAAUGGUAUAUAUAUGAAGCAUCUAUCAAAAUUUAUCUGUGAAAAUAUGCGAGUUGAGAAUCUACUUUUUGAAGUUGGUGCAGCUGUGCGUAAAGAAACAGAAAGUCAUCAUUUAACAAGUACAAUGUCACCAUCUGUCAAGUCUACCACCACGCAAGAAUUUAGUUUGUGUGACAAGAUACUUCAAGGAACUGGUUUUGUUUCUGGAGAACGAGAUCCGACAGUAGAAUGGUUUGCUUUUCACAGAUUACCUUCAAAUAGAGUUAUUGAGUUUGAUAUGGGUGUAUUUGUUGAAGUCAGAUUUGAGUAUGUCUGUUCAAAUACUUGCUUUUGUGUUCUUUAUGUUCAAAAAGUAGGACAAACUAAAAACUGCAGACCUUUUUUGCAGGAAAUAUCAGAUGACCAUAGUUGUAUAAAAUACGAUAAUGUUGAAGAUAGUUUUACAAUAAAUCAAGAAUUCAUUUCAAAAAGCAUUCGGUUUGAUAGUGUAACUUCUUUAUCAACAUCUGUUAACCAAGAAGACAGAGAGAGAUGGACUUUACUAACUAGUAUACAGAGGCUCAAUGGACCAUGUUUUAUGAAGGUUCGAGUAGAAUUUGAGUUUAAUGAUGAAAGAUACAUAUUAACUCAAAAGCUAGUUUAUACACCAGAAGAAUUUGGUAUUAUAUCUUUUUUUAACGCUGGAUUUUAAUCUCCUCAGCUCAAAAUUACGUAAUCCGCUAUUCACUGCUUAAAUCGAUUUAGUCAGUUUUCUAUUCAACCCACCUCAAGUGACCCGCAUGAUUAAAGCACUAAAAAUAAUGUUUAUUUAAACGUAAACUUAAUUUUAUGUGUUACAACUUCACAAAUUAGUGUAACUUUUUUAUUUUAUUUUCGAAGAUAUUUUUAUUCAAAA